Messenger RNA from Aspergillus saccharolyticus JOP 1030-1, 1596 nucleotides. RefSeq lists its product as uncharacterized. The record is from RefSeq and is a predicted model, not a curated record. The coding region runs from base 39 to 1568 and encodes 509 amino acids. The transcript is spliced from 3 exons. Lineage: Eukaryota; Fungi; Ascomycota; Eurotiomycetes; Eurotiales; Aspergillaceae.
UCUUGAGCAAUAUCAGUAAAAUACCAGUGAAGUUGCAAAUGAGUUCUUUAUUAGCGACAAGCCGACGAAGAAUGGACAAUGAGUCCACCGCCGAAGACUACAAUCUAACCCUUCACACCCUCUCCCUCGAGAGAGAAUACGACCAAACGGUCACGACGACAAGCCAUCUCCUCGCCCAGGAAGCGCGCCGCGUGCAGCGCGUGGACCAGCUCCUUCUGCAAUUCGAGAAUGAGAACCUGCAGCUGCAACUCGACCAGGCCCGCCAGGAAAUCGGGCGGGUGCGGUCCUCGGAGCUGGAGAUUUUGGGACGGUUGAACCAGCUCGUCCAGGAGCGGGACCGCAUCCAGCAGACGGUUUAUGUGUUGGGGCAUGAGAAGGAGAGUCUUUCUCGGGAACUGCAAUCUAUGUCUGAUACGUCUGUUGAGAUGAAAUCCCUCAUGACGGAGAAGAUGCGGCUGACGAAGGAGUUGGCUGCGUUGCAGACGGAGGUGCAGCGGUUAAAGGCGGUGGAGAGCUCUUCGCAGGCUCUGCUGGCAGAGAAGCAAGCGCUGGUGCGGCAGGUGGGUUCGUUGGAGGUUGAGCUGGAGAAUGAGAGGCGCGCGCAUGAGCGGACGCGAGCGGCGAGUGGGGAGUCGGAGCUGCAGCAGCAACAGCUACAGCAGCAGAAAGAACAACAGCAGCAGAGAGAGCAACAACUCCAGAAACAGCAGCAACAGCAAGCCGCAAAGUGGAAUGCGGAGAAGGCGACACUGGAAGAUAAGAUCGAGACGCUUACGAAAAAGCUACUCGCGACUAAGGAUCAGCUCCGCAAGGCGCAGAUCAACAACAACAACAACAGCAACAUCACGCAGCCCCUUCCGGCUGGGACGAGUAUCGUCCCCGUCAGAUGGUCCCGAGAGCCGUCGGCUGAUCGUUUCGCGGUCGCCGCGAGAAUCAAUCCCGAGCUAACGAUCGCGACGCCCGGUGCGGUGCGCGCCAAGACGGCGGACAAGGAGAAGAGGACCGCCGCGGCGGCGGCGGCGGCGCUACCGGGCGAGAAGUCCGCCUUCUCCAUUACUCCGUUCUUGAAUCGGACGACUGGUGGUCCCUCGGUGGAGGCCGGGGGCAAUAAUAAGGACAACGAUGUCAAUCCUGACAACGACAACGACGACAACAACGACACUGACCAGGACUCCUCCGCGCUGGAGGAUAGCAUGAUCCGCGAUCCGGAUCCAGAGACUGCUAAAGAGCCCCGUCAGAAGCUCCUGGGCGGCAAGUCGCGGCCGGAAAAGACCACCGGUGCCGCGACUACGAGUAUAGCAGGCAAUACAAGGAGGCCACGACAGCAGACCGCAAGGCGGUUGGAUCCUAUCGACGAUGACGACGACGACAUUUUUGGCGGUUCGAGUCUUACGACGCUGGCCAAGCCCCAGGUCAGGAAGCGGAAGCUGGGCGGCCAGCAGAAGAAGAUCAUCAUGGAUGAGGAGGAUGAUGAUAUGGACUUUGAUUUUCGCCACGCGGGGACGGCGCGCGGCCGGGGAUUCGGUGGUGUCCCCGCUUUCUCACCACUCAAGCGCGAUAGGAGGUGAAAAGCUUUAAGAAGUAAUUAAUUUUCUG